Medioppia subpectinata is the source of this 618-nucleotide messenger RNA. Lineage: Eukaryota; Metazoa; Arthropoda; Arachnida; Sarcoptiformes; Oppiidae. The record is from the annotation of a GenBank genome assembly.
AUGUUUGCCUACAAUGUAUUUAUGGUCGUAUCCAACGCCUACUUCUUCGCCCUAUCGAUCCGAUGGCUAGACUACGGCCGGCGGGCCUUUGAGUUUGAGUUCCCGUCGCGUACGGACACGAGUGCGGCCACACUCGAGCAGAUCGACGAAACGGUACUCUACGGGUACACCAAAUUCAUCGAUCUCAUCGAUACCGUAUUUUUUGUGUUACGCAAAAAACAUUCGCACCUAACCUUUCUGCACCUCUACCACCACUUCAUGGUGCCUGUGCUCGGAUGGUCGGCCAUCAAACUGGGGCCCACGUGUCAGCCAAUCGCCGUGUUUGCCAUAUUGAAUACACUGGUCCACGUGAUAAUGUACUCGUAUUACGCUCUGUCGGCGUUCGGGCCGUCUGUCCAGCGGUUCCUGUGGUGGAAACGGUAUAUAACGCUUCUGCAGAUCAGCCAGUUUUGCGUGUUUGUAACGUACGGUGCGUUCAGCGCCGCACUCACCAGCGGUUGGCCCAAAGGUCUCUAUUGGAUCGGUUGGGUUCAAAAUCCCCUCUUUUUGCUGCUAUUCCUCAACUUUUACCGCCAGUCGUACCGCAAGUCCGCCGACAAGACUAAGAAAGUUUUGUAA